Chrysoperla carnea is the source of this 1326-nucleotide messenger RNA. RefSeq lists its product as uncharacterized. The record is from RefSeq and is a predicted model, not a curated record. Bases 29 to 1270 code for a protein of 413 amino acids. Lineage: Eukaryota; Metazoa; Arthropoda; Insecta; Neuroptera; Chrysopidae. The transcript has 4 exons.
AAACUUACAAUUUUAAUCAACAAUCAAAAUGGAUUACGCAAUGGCUCAACCAUCGUCUUCUGCCAUCGACAAUAAAGAUGGAUCUCCUGUUACCAAAGCUUACAUAGAAGAUGUCAUGAAAGAGUAUGAGCAAAAUGAUACUUUUAUGGUGAAAAACAUGAGUAGCGAAAAAGCACUCAGUUUUGGAGACAAUUGUAUUGCUGAAGUAUUCAGGGUUAAAGUUGAUGGAGAGAUGACAAAAGAUGGAAAAGUCGUUGAAAUGUCUAAAUCUGUGAUAGUGAAGAAGCCUUUCAGGGAUGACAAAAAUACACCACCUGAAAUGUUCAAAUUUGAAUCGAAUGUUUAUAAUAAAGUUUUGGAUGCACUUGAAAGUGUAAUCGAAUCAAAAUUACCAGUUAUUCGUUCCAUCAAAGCUGAAGAAAAUGUAGUAGUUACAGAAGAUUUCAAAGAUGGCGGAUGGGCUUUGUCUAAACGUCGUGAAGGAUUAAGUCAAGAACAAGCGGCAAAAGUUAUUAAGUCAUUGGCUAUGUUCCAUGCAGCUUCGAUUGUUUUAUCAAAAUCGGAUGAAAUUCGCUUCAAAAAAUUAUCACAGCAUGUACAAGAUCAAGUUUAUUCCUUAUCUAAUGCUGAACUUUGUAAGAAAACAUUAGCGGAUUCAUAUGCAGUUGCAAAAAAUUUUGCUGAUGAAUAUUUACCAAAGGCGAAUGAAGAAGAAGCAGCUGUUAUUCGAAAAUUCUUUAGUCAAACAUCGGAUGAGAUGUAUAAUCAAGCGAAAAAAGCAACAGAAGAAACACCAGAUUUCGCUCAAGUAUUUGCACAUGGCGAUUGUUGGGCAAAUAAUUUUAUGUUGAAAGAAGAUAACUCUGGAGAUCACGCACUUUUAAUCAACUUAGCAACAGUUUGCCUAGCAAGUCCAGCACGUGAUUUAGUCUACUUAUUCGCUACAAAUCCUCAACCAGUCAAUAAAACAGCAUUAAUUCAAGUAUAUGUAUCGGAACUCCAUAAAAAUUUGAGCGCUCAUAAAAUUCCAAACAACAUUAUCGAACAGUUCAGUGUUGAAUUCAUUGAAUCUGAAGUAAAACGAUUAAAAAUGGUUGCCUUGUUAACAGCAAUGUGGUUAUUGGUACCAAUUAGCUACACAACUUAUCCAACCGUCGAAGAAUACAAUAAACUGGAACGGAAAGAUAAACCACAAUUAGUGGCUCAACACAUUGACAAUGAAUUUUAUUUGCGCCGUUUAAUGGAAGUUCUUCUUGAAAAUGUUUCAUAAAUUGUAAGAUAAAUUUUUUUUUACCAGUCACAAAACCUUGCGUAUUGUAAAUGUGU